Naegleria fowleri is the source of this 414-nucleotide messenger RNA. RefSeq lists its product as uncharacterized. The record is from RefSeq and is a predicted model, not a curated record. Lineage: Eukaryota; Heterolobosea; Eutetramitea; Acrasida; Naegleriidae. Bases 1 to 414 code for a protein of 137 amino acids. The transcript has 2 exons.
AUGGAACAACAACCACUCUACACAGGUCAAGCUCAAUUCUACCAACAACCACCUCCUCAACAAUAUCCAACCCAACAACAAGUCUAUACACCACAAUAUUAUGUUCAACCUACAGAAACAACCGCCGCUACUACAUAUCAUCAUCAAACGGUUGCGACUACUCAUUAUGUGAACGGUGUGAAUGAAGAAGAUGCUAAUAAUGCCAUGUUGAUGUUUGUGAUUGGAUUCUUCUUUGGAAUUUUAUGGAUUGUGAAUUAUGCAAUGUAUCGCAACUCUCCGAACCUAAAGGCUCAACAGUACGCUAAAUAUAGUUUGAUGGCUUUUAUCCUUUCUUUGGUAUUCUCAGUGAUUCUCACUUUCAUCUGUAUUCUCGUUCCAAUCAUCAUGAUAUCUUCAGUACCAAGCUACAAUUAA